This is a messenger RNA of Dujonia railenensis, 1557 nucleotides long. The record is from the annotation of a GenBank genome assembly. Lineage: Eukaryota; Fungi; Ascomycota; Pichiomycetes; Serinales; Debaryomycetaceae.
AUGGUUAUUGAGGCAAAAAGCUCUAACAAAGGUGGAGGGGCUAGGGGUGGAAAGCCCCGACAACAACCGAAAGUAAAUCGACCAUCGCCAAUUUCGAGUAUAUCCAAAAUUGGUUCGUUGAAUAGGUUCCCUGAUAAGGAAUAUGCUAAUGAUUUGCUUCACCAAGUUGCCAAACUUACCGCUCCUUUGAUCCACGAACGUGGAUUCAAAGUUGGGACGUUGUGCGAAAUGUAUCCAAAAAGCGGAAAUUUGUUGGGUUUAAAUGUUAAUGGAGGACAGAAGAUUUUACUUAGGUUACGGUAUCAUUCUAAUAGUAGGCUGUUCUUACCAAUGGGCGACUUGAUAGGAACCUUUUUGCAUGAGUUGACCCAUAAUUUGUAUGGAGCGCAUGAUGCGAAAUUCUAUAAAUAUUUGGAUGAGUUGAAAGAGAGGUACGAAUAUUUACAGAUGCGCGGAAGCAGCGCCUCGAUGAAUGGGUAUGUGUGUGAGGAGGAAAAGUUGGGUGGAAGCCAAGGAGGUUUCUACGUUUCGGAACGAGAAAAGCGGAUCAGGGCAGUUUCUAAGGUUAAAUACAUAGGUGAAAGCAAAAAGCUAGGUGGUGGGGGUAUCCAAAAAGCUGGUAAUGGUGCCAGGAGCAAAAUGAGUAUAAGGGAAUUGAUGUUAGAAGCUGCUGAACGAAGAGCUAGGGAUUCCAAGUGGUGUCCAUCAGAGAGAAGAGAGAAGGAAGCUGAACCUGAUGACGAAGAAUUGGAUAUAGUCCCCGUGCUAGAUGAUGAAAUUAGUGAACUACCUGGUGGCUUAAGAAAAGAAUUCGUAGAUAUCGUAGAUUUGACCAGUGAAAUGGAUGAAACUCCACAAGAGAUCGUAGUAAUUGACGCAUCUGAGGAGGGGAAGAAGCUAGAAACUAGUGAAAUGAAACCCAUUUUGAAGAGGCUGAACCUGGGAAACAAAUCUGGAGAAAGCCGGCUGGUUUCAUUUGGAUUACUACCAUCAUUGGAGGAGGGCGAAUUCAAAGCAGAGAAGAGAAAUGUACACCAAGAUCACAAUAAUGGCCAAAUUUACUACGUAACUUCAACGUCACCUAGAAGUUUUUUUCAGGAAGGUGAAAAGUACCCCAGAAGGAAGCUAGUUGCAGAUUUGGACUUUAAUCAGAUUAUACAUUAUAGCCCCAAGGAGAAAAAUACUCCUUAUACUCCUCCACAGGCAAAAAGCUCAAAGGAAAUUCUCGAUAGAAAUGAGAAUGAUACCACGGCAACAAGCAACAUACCGCACCCUAAAGCUAAGAAAGGAGGAGCCGAUAAUACACAAAAGAAAUCAAAAGGCAAACUACAGAACGACGAGAAGGAUAAAGAGCUGGACUCACAUUCUAGAUCUGUAUUGCCAAGCCCGGUAGUAUCAAAACCUAAACGAGGAAAUGCGAAGAAACCAGAAUCACACCAUAAAGCUACUACAAAGAAGAAACCUGCAAAGCGGAAACUGGCCAAGGCAGAAGAAACGAAAUCGGAUCAACCCAGGAAAGUAGUUCGAUCUGUAGAAUUUAGCGAUUUACUUGACUGA